Molecule: messenger RNA, 1394 nt
Organism: Malus domestica (apple)
Lineage: Eukaryota; Viridiplantae; Streptophyta; Magnoliopsida; Rosales; Rosaceae
Source: RefSeq, a predicted model, not a curated record
GUAUUCAUAAGUGUUAGAUCCCACCUCUUCUCCUCCCCCUCCAUCCUUUUUCUAGGGUUUUAUUUAGGGCUUUUCAACUCUUACAGAGGUGGGUUUUCCCCCUCCUCCUACCUUAUUCACUCCAAUAAUCCUCUAUCUUCUGUGUUCCUUUUUCCUUCCAAAAUAUAGUAGCUAGGGUUUUUAGUAUUACUGCUAAUUAACCAGAUUGCUUUUUUUUUUUUUCUUCUGCAUCUUAAAAAAUAUAUCAGGUUUAAUUUUGUUUUUGUGCCUUUUUUUUCCUUUUGUGUCAGAAAUUGUCUGAGUUGCAGUCUCCAUGCUUAGUGGGGUUUCUUGAUAUGGUAGGUAGUUGUAAGGUUUGAUUGAAAAGGCUUUGUUUCCAAAGGCGUGUUUGAUUAUUUUCAGCUUUUUGGACACUUUUCCAGUCAAAUUUUACUUGCUUUAUAAAGCAUCCAAUAUAUAGGGUUUAGUUUUUCUCUACUUGUUUGUUGAAGUUUUUUUUCUUCUCUCUUGCUUCUUGGCCACCUUCAAAUCCUUCCCCAAUUCUUCUUUGCUCUCUUCAACCAAUGACUCCGUCUGCAAGAACAAGAUCAAAGACAAAAACGACAAGAGAGGCAAAAACAAGAACUCAUUUCAAGAAGAAGCUUGGCCGGCCAAAGACUGCUACUGGUCAAGAUAUUGCAACUCCGACGACUUCGCCUUGGAAUUCAUCCUCCGUGGUCUGCAACGAUGCUCCGAAGAUUCAAGGUGGCGUAGAUGAUUUGGAGGCUGUUGACGAUGUCUCUACUACAAGUGCCUGCUCCACACCGAAAGCUCAGAGAUUUCGGAUACCGGAGAUUUUGACCUGUCCACCGGCGCCUAAGAAGAAGAGGGUGAUUUCAUCAAACUUCUUGUUUCGGAGAUCUCCAAUCGCCUUCUUUGCUCCGCCGGAUUUAGAGCUCUUCUUCUGCUUUGCAAAUGGCGGUAUUUCAGUUUAAAUCAAACUUUGUGUUACAUUUCGUGGAAUAUAUACAUAAAUAAUCUCCGUAGAAGGUUGUUAUCUUUACCAUCAAAUUAGUUUUAGUUUAGUCUCAUGGGAUGAGAUUUUGAGUUGGGAGAAAGCAAAUUAUUGGCCCUUGCUUUUUCUUUGCCAACUAUCUAAGUUGGGUUUUCAAUUUCUAGGGUAUACUAAGCAGUAAUUAAAUUAGCUGGGGCUGUCCAACUAAUUCAUUUUAGCCUUUUUUUUUUUGCUUAUUUUUUAAUGUAUUGCUGACCUUUUGAGUUUGGUGAGUGAAAUGUAAUGGAAGGGUUUGAAGUUUGAGUGUGGUUUGUUAAGUCAAAUUAGUAAGAGAAGCAUAGACACUUCUUUUAUUGUGUGUAAACCCUUCUUAAGUUAAUGAAGAUUGAAAGUUUAUGUA